GUGCCUGCUUUUUAAUCACCAACAAUAACGUGGAAGCAAAAGUGGUUUGAAAUUAAGCUUAAAAAAAAAUAGUUCAGAGAAUGUUCUCUAACACCUGGAUUUCUUAGAAGGAAAUAUUCCUUUGAUGAGUCUCCCUAAAACCCAGGGCGCUUUCUUAGGUCGUUGCAGAGACUAUCUACUCCAAGGCAAUUUAACUCCUUGAACUUUGCUCUGCAAUUAUUUGGCUGUUUGCAAAGAACCUCCUCGCUUUCCCCGAGCCCUCCAUCGAAAGAGCGAAUGUGGUGGCGAAGGCAUGGCAAUAUAUAAAUAUGGGCAUUACUUUUGCCCUGCCCUUGAAGCCGAGUCUAAAGAAAGAGGAGGAAGGCAACGAAAGCAAGGCAACGCAAUGCCGCCCGUAAAUAUUGCGCCUCAGGAGACGGCGGGGCCACAUUGACGAAGGGAGCACAAAGGCGAGCGCCUCAGAGCCUCGCGCUUCCGCUGUGUAGCCGGGAGGAGGAGAGCGGGAGAAGGUGGAGUUGGCGCCGGGACUUGGCUCCGCUCCCACCCAACCCUCGCCCUCGCCUCUUCCCUCCCUCAGCGACUCAGGAGCGUCUGCGCCGUUGAACUCUAGCUGCCCGCGCGCUAUAAAGUUAAGGGCCGAGCCGAGGGCGAGCACUCCGCUCGGCUGAGGGGCGGAAGCGGCGAGCUUUUCCCGCUCUUUCCAGCCCUCUUUCUCCAGCCGCCUCCCUUUGGAGCCAUGGCGUGCGUGGAAAGAUGCCGCUGCUGCACGGGCAGCCGGCGGCAGAGCAGCAUCCUCUACAACAUCCUGAAAAGCGAGGAGCAGCGGCAGCAGCAGCGGCGGCAGGCGGGAAGCGAGCAGCCGCCUCCUCCUCCACCGCCGCCGCCGCCUCCUCCACCGCUUAGUCCGGGCGGGCACGCGGCGUGUCCCGGCUGCUCGUGCGGCUUGCAGAAGCGCGUGGCUUUGCAGAGCCCGCAGGUGGCGUGCAAGGCGGCUUCGGCGGUGCUGGUGAAGACGCUGCGCUUCGUCAAGAACGUGCCCAGCUUCCAGGAGCUGCCCCUGGACGAGCAGCUGGUGCUGGUGCGCAGCUCCUGGGCUCCGCUGCUGGUGCUGGGGCUGGCUCAGGACCGCGUGCACUUCGAAACGGUGGAGACCACCGAGCCCAGCAUGCUGCAAAGGAUCUUGACCGAGAAGCGGGCCGAAGAGCAGAGGCAGCAGCAGCAGCAGCUGCAGCACCGGCAACGGCGGCAGCCGCAGCACCAUUUCCUGCUGCUGCACAAGACGCAGGAGAAGCUGGCGGCGGCGGCGGCGACCUGUGGCAGCAGCAGUAGCAGUAACAGCAGCAGCCCGAAGCUCCCGUCGGCAGAGGAGAUCGAAGCCAUCCAAAGCUUCCUGGGCAAGUGCUGGAGCCUGGACAUUACCACCAAGGAGUACGCCUACCUCAAGGGGACGGUGCUCUUCAAUCCGGGUAAGCGCGGGGAAUUUGGCGGGAAAGAAGCGCGGGGAGUUGGGGGCGAGACAUGGGUCACGGCUAGCUUCUCUUUCUACCCCCCGGCAUUGCCAUGUUAGCACAGACAUCACCUGUUGGAUUUCUUCAGCUGGUUUCCUCCUGCCAAGUAGCUACGAAUAGCGCAGAAGCUCUGUUUAAAAAGCCUGAUUUUUUUGGGGGGGGGGGGAGGGAUAGGUGUCGUGGUAGUUGGUCCUGCCUUCUUGCCUUUAUUUCUAAAGCUAAGAAAGUAGAUACCUUGCUUGAACAUCACCUCAGAAGGUGAAUUAGUGUGAUGGCAACUCAAGUUUUGUUUUGCUGAGACUCUGGAAAGUCUUAGAGCAGUGGUUCCCAACAUUUUUUUUGGCCAUGCUCUACCUCAGCAUCUCUAAAAUCCUGAUGAUCCAAACCACCCCCACCCCCGUGACAUAUAAUUCUUAUUAUUCAAAAAGAACUCCUAUUCAAGUGGAGGAAGACUAAAAGGCCAUUAACUGUUAAUAACUUGUUCUUGAAUUGCCUCCCUUAAAAAUCAAAUUGCCCCCCUGCUCUGCAUUGGGAACUGUAGUCUUCAAGGGUUUUCAUUGCGCUAGCGACAGGCAGACUUGACAAGAAAGGGGAAAGGGUCAGAACUCUCUCUACCUGUUCUGUUCAAGGAAAUUUCCCCCAAAACAUGGGCUAUGAAAUAUCCUCGGAAAGUAACAAAAGUGCAAUAAAGCAUACUAGUAGGCUCGGCUUUUUGGGGAGAGAGAAUAAAAACAGUUUCCAUGUGCUCUUUUAGUUUCCUGUUGCUUAGCCUGGCUGAACAGCAUCCAGUUUUAUGUUCAGAAAAACAGACCGCACAUGGAGUUUUUUUCCUGGAUAAACCUGUUUAAUGCUGGGCUGCAAAGCUAAGAACAUCUUCAUUUUGUCAUCUCUCUUUCUCUCCUUCAGACUUGCUUAUAAAACAGGGAUUCUGAAAGACCCUCAUGAGCAAAGUUUUUCUUGUCUAGAAACUCCCUGUACUGUGGUGUUUAAGGGUAGAGGGUGUUUUAUUGUGUAUUAAAUAUAUAGAUUCACUUAGGGACUGAAUGAUUGUACUGAAUUGUAAGGAAACAUGUUCAAAUACCUCAUUUUGAAACGUUCUAAAAAGUUAUUUUCAGGGGAAAUUGCUACUUUGACCAUUAAACUAACACAUCUAGUGGAUACUAAUAAUUAACGUGUAAUAAUUUAUACUAAAUAAAUAGUAAUGUAGAAGAAAGGAGAAAGAAAUGAAAUUAUUUGUAAUUAUAAAAGGGUCAAAUGAAUUAAGCACAUUUUAAAAAUGGUUUAAGAAGUCAGAACCAGAGAUGCUGCCUUAAGGCAUUAGAAAAUAUUUACAUUACAUUCAGAGCUUUUUUAUUUGCAUUGUAGAACCUUGGAAGUAUGGCUGUCUGCAGUGCACAUUUUAAUAUGAAUGAUACUGGCUGUCAACAGUUUGUGGGCAAGCCUUCUUUUCUCUCUUGCUCUCUCCCUACCAUGCUAUCUUUGUCAAUUUGUGAACAUUUUUAUUUCUAAAAGCAGAUUGGUGAGUUUUAUAACUGAUAGGUUUAGACAUAUUUGUUAGAGAAGUUAAUAAAUUUUGUAGAAAGUGUCAUUUGUUCUUAGUAGUGGGUGGGCGUGUCCUCUGUUCCCUGAAAUGAGCAUGAAAAAUUCCAUUUUGUAAAAAGAAAUAGAGUUGCAGACUUCACAACACAUGCUUCAUGUAUUGUGUUUAUAUUCUUAUAGUGGUAUGAUGACUAUCAGACUUGUCUUGCUACUAAAAGUUCAGUGAAAUACUUUUUUGUUCUCCGUUAAUUCUGAUUACUUUCCAGCCAUUUUGCACAGUGGAGUAAGUCACUUCCAAUUGUGUAUAUUACAGAUAAAAAGGUAUUAUGAAGAGAGGACUUAAUGUUCAUGUGUUUUCUUUUUACCCUUCUAGAUCUGCCUGGGCUGCAGUGUGUACAGUACAUCCAGGGACUGCAGCAAGAAGCACAGCAAGCCCUAAAUGAACAUGUCAGAAUGAUUCACAGAGGGGACCAGACUAGAUUUGCCAAACUGAAUGCGGCUCUGUCUAUGCUCGGAUCUAUUAAUGCUAAUGUUAUUUCCGAACUUUUCUUUAGGCCUAUCAUUGGAACAGUGAAUAUGGAUGACAUGCUGUUGGAGAUGCUUUGUGCAAAAUUAUGAAGCCAUGUGUGAAUUAUAACUACAUAAUAGAGCAAUCCAACAUGAAAUGUCCCACAACAGAGUAGUGUAAAGUAUUGUAAAAUAAACUAACUUAUUGUUUUUACAUAGAUAGUAUUUUUGUAUUCAGUAAUAAAAUAUUAUUUGAGUGCUCUUAGCUCUUAUUAAAUACUCAUACCUUGAAAAGUUCCAGCAACAUAUUGCAGCCCUUAAAAAAAGAAAGAACUGUGUAAUCCAAUGCAUGUUACUUCUAAGUAAGCCCCAUUGUGUUCAGUGGAGCCUACUCUGGGCAAGUGUGCAUAGGAUUUAAGCCACAAAGUGCAACUAUACAUGUUUACUUGAACUAAGUCCCACUAUAUAGUCAGUGGAACUUAUUCCCAGGUAAGUGUGCAUAGGAUUUCAGUUUAGUUUCCAAAGCAGAGUGAAUAUUCUUUGGUAUAUCUUUAACUGAAACUUAGACAGAUCCGUGUAUUGUGUUCAAAAUAGGAAGUCUCUCUUUUCCGUUAUGUCAUUCAUUGUUAUGAUCCUAUAUUCUUGGAACGCAUGCAAGACCAAAUAUGGUGUAAUGUUCUACCUUUUCAUAUUUAUCCUGACAAGUUAUUUCAUAUUUUUUUUUACUUAAGGGACUUUGGAUAGACUUUAUUAUAUCAGGAGAGGUUGGAAUCCCAAGAGCAGUGUUUGGAUCAGGUCAAUGGGUGAAGAAGAUUGUUUUCACUACACAAGUUAUUUUAAAGACAUACUAUUUGCAUUUAUGUAGACUGGGAAAAAGCCUGAUAUGUAAGUGUUGGCUGCAAGAGAUUCAAUACCAUGUAUAUUUGAAGCUGGAACCAACUCUAUCCUGUAAACACAGUAAAUUGUAACAAAGUUGUAAGAAUUGUAAAUUAAUGCAAACAAUUUAUUUUUUUUCUUGCAUGUUGUCUACAUAGGCUGAGUCAUUUAUCAUAAACUUGUGGACAAAAGCAUCCUUGAAAUCAGUGGCGUUAAUCUAAAAAUUGAAUCAUUGUUGCAAGGAUUAUAAUAUUUAUGCACUACUCUUACUUUGUCUUAAAAACAUCACAUGCUGUUUCUGUUUGCAAACAAAUUUCCUUAAUUCUAUGUCAGUUUACAUGGUGCGGUCACCUUCCAACACAAAACUUGAUCAUAUACCAGUAAUUGGUGAACCUUUUUCCAGGUUUCCAAACUACAUUUGUACUUCCUAUAAAUACACCACAGUAAAGUCACUAUAAGCUAGAUGCAGUAAUUAAUGGAUAGGGAACAAAUAAUGCAUUAAAAAUACUGCUAUAGUUAUGUCACAUAGAUACAUGCUGCAUAUUGCUGUUCUGUGCUGCAUCCAAAUCUACUGAGUGGUUUUAGAAAAGGACUAAAGUUUCUGUUUGGAACAGAAAGAAAGAGAGAGAAUGCAAAAUGACUAAAUUUUGUAACUAGGUACAUUUGUGUAGGUGUGAUAAUAAUAGAAAACCACUAGAAUAUGUACUGCAGGCCUGCAGAAUAUGUGACUCCUGAAACCAAAUGUUCUCCAUCAGCCAUGGGUGUGUAACAUGCAACCAGGGAAAUAAAAUGUUUGCUGACAGCUUGAGAUCGGGGUGAUUGAGCACGAGGAAGACUGAUUUAUAUCUCACAAGUUUGACAGGCAUUGAUGAAAGUUUUUUUAAUUGCGUACAAAUGCACAAAGGUUAGGUAAAUGUCCCUGUAAUGAACAUAUGUUUUCUUAUUAAAUUUAGGGUUAGGGUCUAGCUCUGGAUUUGUGUAGGGUUUACUCCUUAGCCUUUUCUUUUCCCAAAGACAUCUCUCAAGGCAGCAGAGGUUUAGGAACAGUUUUUCUUCUAGAUGGGCUACUUUCCCAGGUUGAUAAGACCCAUCUGCCCUAUAUUAUGUUGCUGUUAAUUAGACAUCCUGAAACCUGGACAAAGUUCCUCCCAGCUAGCACAUAGAACACUGUAAUUAAUAUGCAUAUGUUGAUAACUUGCUCUUAUAAUUUACCAUUCCAGCAAGAAAGUGGCAUGCAACAUUUUAUAAUACAAUAAAUAGGAAUUAUAACCCUGGCAUUGAUGGGUUACAAAGGGGGAGAUGGGGAGACAUAUUCACCUCUGUCCUAUAACAGAAACUAAUGAGUAUAAGCUGACUUACACACAGAUUGGGACCCUACACACACUUAUCUGGAAGUCUGAAAUAUAAUGAGCUUACUCUGGACUAGACAUAUAUGGGUUUGUACUGUCGGCUACUCUGUGAAACUGGAAUCUGCACACAGUAGGGUAGUGCUCUAUGCCGCUAGCAAACAUUGUGUUCAUGGUUCCUGAUGCUGGGCUAUGAACCAUACAUGCAGCAUAUGGUCCCUGCAAAUUGACAUGAUAUUCAAUAUACACUUUUCUCAUUAGUGCUAUAAACAUCUUGCAGUGCAGAUGCCACUGUACGGUUGGCUGCAAUCCAAACAGGUAUGCUCGAGGGCUUGGAUAUUACCUUUUUCCCUUUGAAUGGCAGAGCCCAUAUAUCACAAACGGUAUUGCAGUUGGUGUGCGCGCAUGUAGGCUGUUGUUAAAGAAACUCAAGCCCAAACUUGCCAUGGAUACAGGGCACUCGUCAUGCGGUUCUUUUCAUCUUGGCCCUAGAUGAAUUCAAUUAUCUCUGGGCUGAGUCCAUUGUCUCAUGAAGCUCUGGUUUAAAAGAUACAAUGCACUACAGUAAUACCAUUAUUAAAUAUAAAAUACACUCUAUACGCUCAAAUCUAACAAAUAGUAGACAUCCAUGCAGCUUGUAACAAAAGUUCACUUUAAAGUCUAAUUCUUACUAAAGCAAGAUUAAUGCAAUACAGCACAUAGUUUGUCUUUUAAAAUAGUAACACUUCCCUCCCUUGUUGCGGUCCUCAUGAAAAUUCCCCUGACCCAUUCUGCAAUUAGCUAUGGAUUCUGGGUGAGGGGAAAUCACCCAUUGACUUAUUUAAUUUGUUUGGCUUUGAAGGAAUAUACAGUACAGUGAUACCUAGGGUUACAUACGCUUCAGGUUACAGACUCCGCUAACCCAGAAAUAUUACCUCAGGUUAAGAACUUUGCUUCAGGAUGAGAACAGAAACCGUGCUACGGCAGCAGCAGGAGGCCCCAUUAGCUAAAGUGGUGCUUCAGGUUAAGAGCAGUUUCAGGUUAAGAACGGACCUUCGGAACGAAUUAAGUACUUAACCCGAGGUACCACUGUAACUCCUUUCCCUGCAUGCUGGGAGCCUUAUGAAAAUUGGCUCCAUCUUCAUUAAAUAAGCAAAAACCACUGAUGUGAUUGCCAACUAUGCAUUUAGCAUCACAUGUAGUUAGGCUGUUACUUAUGAAAAUUAUGUGACAACUAGCUUGGGGGAACUCCAACACCCCCCUCUCCAAACCACUAAGCUACCUCAUGCAUGGAGACUGUUGAAAAAUGGGACAGAUGCUAUGCUAACAGAAUCCCUAUCCUGUUCUAAGCACCUACUGUAAUUUCAGAAGAACACACUCACAACAUGGCACAAAGGUGAAUGGACUCGUCAGGGCAAUAGAAUCCUGGUAGACCACCAUGCCAUCCCUACA
This is a messenger RNA of Podarcis lilfordi (Lilford's wall lizard), 7207 nucleotides long. Lineage: Eukaryota; Metazoa; Chordata; Lepidosauria; Squamata; Lacertidae. The record is from the annotation of a GenBank genome assembly.